Molecule: messenger RNA, 1012 nt
Organism: Argentina anserina (silverweed cinquefoil)
Lineage: Eukaryota; Viridiplantae; Streptophyta; Magnoliopsida; Rosales; Rosaceae
Exons: 8
Coding region: 32-706 (224 amino acids)
Biological process (GO): GPI anchor biosynthetic process
Cellular component (GO): endoplasmic reticulum membrane
Source: RefSeq, a predicted model, not a curated record
UCGCGAAAGCACCGUAAACGAAAUACGAAGAAUGAAGCAGAAGAAGAACAAGAUGGGCGCCAGAGCCUCCUCAAUCUCAGUCUCAACGUCAGAGGCACUGCUGGUCCUCCUGACCAUCGGCUUAGGAUUAGCUCUGUGUUUCUCGGUGGCCCAUAACGUCCAUUUCAUCAGCCUCACCUCCCAUCCGUCUCAAGUCCUCGGUCUGAUCUGGGCCUUUCAAUGCCCGACCGUGAUCCUUCUUUACAGCCGAUACAGGAAAGACCCAGAAAGAUGCUCUUACUGGAAAGCUGUAGGACGUGGCGUGCUGGGACUUCCUGCUGGGGCUGUGGUAAAUGCAUUGGGAGCAAUUGCGUUAGGAGCACCUGUUGGCAUUCAGUAUCUGCCAAAGACCAUUAACUGGUCUCUUAUGAUGUCACUGUUCACGAUUGUACCUGCAGCUUCUGUUUUUGGUUCAUCAUGGACAGAUUGGCAACGUUUAUUUGCAUGUACAAAACCAAACGAUCCUGUAGAUUAUAUGAUUUGUCUACCUGCACAUGGAGUUGUAAUUGGGGCUUGGUUAGGGGCCUGGCCGGUACCGCUUGAUUGGGAAAGACCGUGGCAGGAGUGGCCUAUUUGUGUAAGCUAUGGAGCCAUUGCUGGUUACUUGGUUUCUUUAGUGGCAUCAUUCGGAUUUAUACUGGUGCGGCAGCAUGUCAAAGGAGACUAAGAAGUGAGAUGUCCAUAUACUUCUGCUACAAUAUCUUGGGAAGUAAUUUAAUUUUCUCUCUCUAAUGAAAAAUAUUGAUAGAACCAUUGUUUUAUUCUUUAGCCAUUGGAUGGGAUUUAAACCAUGACCUAUCCGAAGUUCCGAACCCCUAACCGUUUCCAGUAUCUCCCUACCCUUUAGUUCCAGCGGUUUGAAGCAACUUCGGUUUGCACUAAAGUUUUGUAAAAGUGAUUUUACAGGAAGAAAUGAGAUGGAAGUGUUGGGAUUGAAAAAAAAAUGAAAAAGAAAAGCGAUCGAACCACAGAA